CCGCCAAACGCCUCUACACCCACACGUCUGUCCCAAACACCAUCUUAUCGUUAAAUCCUGGCAACUCUGCACUCUGAAUUCAUUGUACAGUAAACGUAUUCAAAGUAAACAGUUUCCUGGGUUUGUACAGCAAAUGAUAAACAGAAAAGGAAGUGAAUAAUUACCCAAAGCAUCAGUGACUUGGUGUCGUGGAUGAAGGAAAGUCAGAAGUAAAUCUCAACACGAAAGAAAAUACUACAUCCUUUUAAGAAGAUUGUUGAUCACCGUGAGGGAAGGAGAAGGAUGGCAGACCUCGGGGCAAGAAAAUACUAAUAUAUCCUCACUCAAAGACAAGAAGGGAAGCCAAAGGUGUGAGAGAGAGAUGGCUCUGUCUCAGCCCCAUAGACCGUCAGCCCUGAAGCAGCAGAACAAGAGACACAGGACCCUAGGACACCGCUCUAAGGGCAGCGUCUCCAAGUCCAGUAAAGGUCGAGUUAGCGUCAAAACUUUAAGCAAAAAAGCUAAGAAGGAUCUCAGUCGCGAGCAGAGACGUCACAGGUCCAAGCAGAUCCGCGCCGUCAAGAGGGAGGAAACUAGCUUGCGUAAACGAGCUCUGGGCACCGCUAACAACCCCCCGUUCCUGGUGACGGUGGUGCCGCUCAGCCCCAGCAUCAACCCUCGGACGGUGCUGAACGCUCUGGUGUCGUGUGAUGAAGCCGCCACCACCACCACUAGCUCCCAGGGCAUAGUACACAUAAGCUGCUCGCGUUUUAAGCAGAGACUCUCCUUUGUCGUACCACCGGUGAACGAUCUGUACGCCAUAUUGGACAGUGUAAAGGUUAGCGACACGUUGAUGCUUCUCUGGCCCGGAGAUGAGGAACUAGGAGACGCCGCAGAUCUGUUACUGAGCUCUAUACUAGCCCAAGGUCUCCCAGCUCCCAUCCAUAUUGUGGCUGGGCUGGAGGAAGUGGCCCAGAAGGAGAUACAGGCAGGUGGCACGGAAGAGGAGGACAACCAGAUGAUGAUGGAUGCACACGAUCUGGAACAGGAGCUGAAAACUAGACUGUCUCUCAAACAGCCGACGACCUCACAUAAAAAACAUAGUAAGAAGCACCACGCCCGGCAGAACUUACUCAAGGAAAUAGAACUGCGUUUCCCCGGCCCCUCUAAGCUACACAGCCUCGAGAAAGAACAAGACGCAAUUCUGGUUCUACGGCAAAUUGGCGCACAGAAACGACGGCCCAUCUUCUUCAGGGACAACCGACCUCACAUUAUGGCCGAAAAGAUGGAAUUUCUCGAAGAGGGAUCUACCGGAGUACUCAAAGUCCACGGUUAUGUCCGCGGUCAAGUGCUCUCUGUCAAUGGUCUGGUUCACAUCCCUGGCUGGGGGGACUACCAGAUGAACCGCAUCGACAUAGCGGCCGACCCACAUCCUCUAGAGCGACACAGCCGGAGCAGGGAAGCCGGGGCAGAUAUGGAGGACGACGAAGUACAUCUGCUGCAGGAAGCUGAUCCCGCCCUACAGGAGCAACUUAAGUCAACGAAUGAAAUUGACCCAUUGGAGGGAGAACAGACAUGGCCGACUGAAGAGGAACUGGCAGAGGCCGGAGAGGACGCCGCCACCACCAAACAACGUACCAAGCGGGUCCCCAAAGGAACCUCGGAUUACCAAGCGGCGUGGAUCUUGAACAGCGAUGAUGAAGAGGACAAAAAUGACGACGACGACGACGAAAACAGCGAAAGUGAAAUGGACGAGGACCUGGCCCCCGUGGACACCAUCUCGCAGAACGGUUACGAUGGUGAAGGUGACGGCGACGAAGAUGACAACGAGGAAUACGAGACGAUGACCGUCACGGAUGCCGAAGGUGUCAAUUACGACGAGAAGGUGGACUAUGAGGCCGAGAUGGACGCCUUUGACAAAAUGAGAGCUGCCCGCGAUGAUGCCAUGUUCCCAGACGAGGUGGACACCCCCCAAGAUCUGACGGCCAGGAUACGUUUUCAAAAAUUCCGGGGCUUACAGAGCUUCCGCACCUCUGCCUGGGACCCGGAUGAGAACCUACCCGUCGACUAUUCCAGAAUAUUUCAGUUUGAGAACUUCCAACGCACUAAAAAGAGAGUUCUCAAGGAAGACAAAGAUGGGGCUCUACCCGGCUGGUACGUGGUAGUACACAUAUCGGACGUCCCCCGCCACCUGUACGAUAACCACGUCGCGAGUCACUCUCCUCUUGUGGUGUUAGGUCUCCUCCCCCACGAGCAGAAGAUGUCCAUCGUUAACAUGGUGGUUAAGUCUCAUCCCUCAGGUCACUUUCGAGCCAUCAAGUCCAAAGAGCGGCUCAUAUUCCACGUGGGUUUCAGAAGGUUUGCCAACGCUCCCAUCUUCAGCGAGCAUUCCACGGGGACCAAGCACAAGUUUGCCCGGUAUUUCCACCCUGGAACGACUGUGGUAGCGACGAUGUUUGCCCCCAUCACCUUCCCUCCAGCCUCUGUCUUGGUGUUCAGAGAGAGGCCAGAUGGUGCCCAGGACUUGGUGGCCACUGGUUCCUUACUGAGUGUUGACCCCAAGAGAAUAGUGACUAAGAGGGUGGUGUUGAGCGGUCACCCAUUCAAGGUGAAUCGGAAGACAGCCGUAAUAAGAUACAUGUUCUUCAACCGAGAAGACGUAAUGUGGUUCAGACCCGUGGAACUCCGGACCAAGUGGGGGAGACGAGGACACAUCAAGGAACCUUUGGGUACUCACGGUCACAUGAAAUGCCACUUUGACGGUCAACUAAAGUCUCAAGAUACUGUCCUGCUGAAUCUGUACAAGAGAGUCUUUCCCAAGUGGACGUUUGACCCGUACGUCGCCAGGCCUCCGCCCCUCUACACCUUCAGGUCCUCUAAUGACAUCGGUGACAAGUUGAGUGACGAGGAUGACUGCAGCGACCAGCAACCCGCUCUCAAAAAAGCUAAAACCGUUAAAUUCUUUUCGAGUAGACAAUAGGCCUCUUGUUAGUUUCAUUGUUAAUAGUUAAAUAUUUAUUGAUUUUUUGUAAUAAUGUUUUAAAAUGAAGCAUUUGUGGCUGACCAUUGGCCCCCAUUUACACGAAACGUACGUGGGAAAUGAUAGUUAUGUACAGUCGCUAUAAGUGGUUGUGCGAACGAUAAAUAAAGAUUUUUAUUAUUGAAAAAGUUUUGGUGUGUUGAGGAAGUGAGAAUCUUCAGUAGCGUUUCCUUCAGGACUGAGUUGUUGAUCUUUAGUCAUCUUGUGCUGCUGUCGUAAUAUAUUAACCUUUGCUCAUUAUUAUAUUUAUUUUCGGAUUUACGGUACAUUUUCCAUAUUCCAUUUUUUCUCUUGGGUUAUGUCAAGUGCUAAAGCCCAGUCCAGAUUAAAAAUAGAUUUGAAAAUUUUAAUUAAAUGUGUAAUAUUGUCUUGGAAAAAUUAAUAUUAUUUUAUAUUAAAUAAUUAGUAAAGAUCUCUGAAAGUAGGUUCUCUGUAUACAAUUUCUUCUUCAUUUCUAACAAAAUAAAUAAAUUUUUUAAAUUUU
Messenger RNA from Homarus americanus (American lobster), 3503 nucleotides. It is a transcript of the gene Tsr1, whose product is annotated as pre-rRNA-processing protein TSR1 homolog. Gene Ontology annotation, cellular component: preribosome, small subunit precursor; nucleus. The coding region runs from base 362 to 2959 and encodes 865 amino acids. Gene Ontology annotation, biological process: endonucleolytic cleavage of tricistronic rRNA transcript (SSU-rRNA, 5.8S rRNA, LSU-rRNA); maturation of SSU-rRNA from tricistronic rRNA transcript (SSU-rRNA, 5.8S rRNA, LSU-rRNA); ribosome biogenesis. Gene Ontology annotation, molecular function: GTP binding; U3 snoRNA binding; GTPase activity. Lineage: Eukaryota; Metazoa; Arthropoda; Malacostraca; Decapoda; Nephropidae. The record is from RefSeq and is a predicted model, not a curated record. The transcript has 17 exons.